Messenger RNA from Exserohilum turcica Et28A, 798 nucleotides. RefSeq lists its product as uncharacterized. The transcript has a single exon. The coding region runs from base 1 to 798 and encodes 265 amino acids. NCBI's taxonomy places the organism in Eukaryota, Fungi, Ascomycota, Dothideomycetes, Pleosporales, Pleosporaceae. The record is from RefSeq and is a predicted model, not a curated record.
AUGUCAUCGGCAACAAUCAAUCAAACACUCAAGGGCAAAGUGGCCCUUGUAACGGGAUCCGGACGAGGCAUCGGAGCGGGAAUCGCUCGUGAGCUAGGAGCAAGAGGAGCCUCGGUUGUCGUCAAUUACAGGGGUAGUGCAGCUGCCGCUGAGACGUUGGUUCAAGAUAUCACCGCUGCGGGCAGCAAAGCCGUUGCCGUUCAGGCUGACAUAUCCAAUGUGGACGAGAUCAAGACACUGUUUGAGAAGGCCAAAGAACAAUUCCAAAAGAUUGAAAUUGUCGUCUCCAACUCGGGUAUCGAGCAUUUCGGUGCCCUCCCCGAUGUCAAGCCCGAGGAUUUCGAUAAAGUCUUCAACGUCAACACCCGUGGCCAGUUUUUCGUCGGUCAGCAGGCAUAUCAGCACCUUUCCGAUGGUGGCCGCUUGAUUCUCAUGUCGUCCAUCUCGGCUCAUAAUGCGAUUCGCGAGCAUGCCGUCUAUGCGGGGAGCAAGUGCGCCGUUGAGGCUUUUGCUAGAUGCUUUUCGCACGAGUUUGGCGCCCGACGCAUCACGGUGAACUCGAUUGCCCCAGGAAGUGUGAAGACAGACAUGGCGGCCGAUGUCGCUUACAAGUAUCUUCCUAUGGCCGAUGCUUCGUGGUCAUGGGAGCAGAUCGAGGCCGUUGUGGCUAAGAGAACACCUAUGGGUCGCAUAGCAGACCCUGUGGAUAUCGCUCGUGUCGUGGCCUUCCUGGCAAGCGACGAUGCCGCCUGGGUGAGCGGACAAAACAUAACCAUUUCCGGUGGUGCGUCAGGCUAG